AUGAACAACGAACAGUUCCGGCGGCUGGUGCUCGAUAACCCGUCGUCGUUAUCGAAGACAGCGAGCAGCAGCGGUACGGAUGGCUCUUCUUUGCAGCGACGACAGAAUGACUCGGACUCGAGUGGUGGCACCGGCACUGGCGGCGCCAGUCGCCCUCCUCCUCUGGCUGCGGCUUUGGGAUCGCGCAUGCGGCCUAGUAUACCUAUGACACCUCGCUCCGUCAAGGGUGUCGAUUUCGCGCGUCAACUCGCGGAGCACCGUCGCGAAUCGCAGCAACCGCCGACGAAGAAAUUCAAGUCAUCGGCUGCGCCGAAAGGGACACAGCUGGCGAGCGGAUAUCAGGAUCGAACGGAACUGAGGAGACAGCUGGAACAGCACGAGGGCGCGGAUGGCGACGGGAUAGACGAUAAAGAAAAGCGGGUGAGGGCGCUGGAGGAAAUGGUGAAACUGGGCCAGAUCGACCAGGCGACCUUUGAGAAGCUACGGAGAGAAAUUGGCGUUGGGGGCGAUAUCAACAGCACGCAUCUGGUCAAGGGGCUGGAUUGGGACCUUCUCAGGCGGGUGAAGGCUGGUGAAGAUGUUACGAAACCGGCUGAGAAACCGCCGGCUGAAAGCGAGGUGGCUCCUGCGACGGUUGACGAUGUGGACGAGGAGCUGGAUCGUAUCCUGGAAGAGAAAGCGAAAGAUAUUCAACCUGCGGCACCAAAGGAGAAGGUCAAGAAGGGUAACAUGGCACCUCCACCUCAGCCGUCUGCGUCUGAACCAGGGAAGAAAAUGUCGAGAGACGAGAUAUUGCGCCAGUUGAAAGCGAGUAGAGCUGCCGCAGCAGCAGAAGCGACUGCACAGGCUCCUGCACAACCGUCUGAAUCCAGCCUAGGGUCAAAGUUCAAGAAGAUUGGCGAUAACAAGGGCGAGAAGAAGCGCUGGAUCGAGCAAGAUGCGAGCGGCCGGCGGAAAGAAGUAUUGAUUACGACAGGUCCAGAUGGGAAGACGAAGAGAAAAGUCAGGUGGCUGGACAAACCGGGGCCGGAGACUGAUAGCAAGGAGACUGAUAGCAACGGCCUCUUGGUACCCGACAAGAACGCGAAGCCCUUGGGGAUGGAGGUCCCGGCGCGUGUCGCGGCGAAAGCUGGCACUGAUGCACCAGAGCCUGAGGACGAGGACAUAUUCGAAGGAGUUGGGACUGACUACAACCCGCUCGCCGAUCUUGGUGGGGAUGACUCUUCUUCCGAGUCCGAGAAGGAGGAGGGUGAGCGUGCAGCAGCAACAGCAGCGCCUGAACGCAAAUCAGAUGUCGAUAUCGACAAAGAAAAGGCUGCUCCACAGCCGUCCAAACCUCGCAAUUACUUCUCUACAUCCACCAGCGCUGCUACAGAAGAGGUGGAACCUAUCGAUCGUGCCAACCCACUAACCAACGAUCCUACCGUCCUGGCAGCAUUGAAACGCGCAGCUGCGCUGCGCCAAGCAUCGCCUUCUGCUGAAGCCAAAGAAGGCGAGGAAGACGUCGAUCCGGAGAUCCUUGCUCGACGGAAGAAGUUCCUCGAAGAGGCUCGCCGGCGGGAAGAGCUGGACUCGUACGACAUCGAUUAUGGAUUCGGCAGCAGCCGUAUCGAGGAUGACGAAGAUGAAGAAGUCUAUGGUGGACGUGGCGGUAAGAGGAAACGUGGGAAGAAGAGAAAGGGCGACAAGGACAGCGCGGCAGAUGUCCUGCGGGUUCUUGAGGCGAGACGGCAGCAGGGUUCUAGUUGA
Rasamsonia emersonii CBS 393.64 is the source of this 1749-nucleotide messenger RNA. RefSeq lists its product as uncharacterized. Gene Ontology annotation, cellular component: nucleus. Bases 1 to 1749 code for a protein of 582 amino acids. NCBI's taxonomy places the organism in Eukaryota, Fungi, Ascomycota, Eurotiomycetes, Eurotiales, Trichocomaceae. Gene Ontology annotation, biological process: mRNA splicing, via spliceosome. The record is from RefSeq and is a predicted model, not a curated record. The transcript is spliced from 2 exons.